GCCGGUGGCAGCUCCUGCUUGAGAGCUCGUGUUGGAUUUGGGAGUGGAUAGGACUUUAGAACUUUCGCAUACUUUGGUUCUUUUGAAUUUGGUUUCGGUUGAGUGUUGCAUUCUCUAAAAGUGCUGCAUACGCAUAAUUUAUAACACGUCGUGAGAACGCUUUUGCCCAUAUUAAGAACAUAGGGUUUGCAGAGUUGGAGGAAGUCAAGUUUUGGAGAAAUACUUCGGAUCAUAUGUUACAGCUAUCGUCAGAUCAUCAAACAAUUGAGAGUGUCUCUGGUUUCAUUCAUUGAGUUUGAAUUCAUUCACGAGGAGGAUCGACGAUCAUUGCAAAGGCAAGGGCCAACGAUUGGUGGUUACUCUGGAAAGCGUUGCACCUGAUGGUUAAUAGUUGGGUUCUGGUGUAGAACACGCGGUGGAAUUGCUGUGGCUGCAAAGUUUCGAAUUAAUACGUGGAUAGCGGUGCUUCAAUAGAUUUCAGGUGGACAAACUGCAAGCAAAGUCCUGAAUGAUAUCAGAAUCGGUGAUGACACAAAACGGAACAAGAAGCUUGUGGUAGAUGGUAGUGCUAUAGCAGUUGGCGGUAUAAUAGAAGAGCAAGUAUAUGAUCGAAGCCGUGUUGAAUAUUCAUGAAAAUUGAUUUUCGAGAUCCCAACCAGUUUUUUUUGUCUGGCUUUUGCACAGUCUUUCUCUUGGGUUGUUCGACAUAUAGUGGCGUUUGGUUCCGUGUUCUGUUCGAUUAACCGUGAUUGGUAAUUUAUUCACGGCGAGAAGAAUUCCUGAACUUUAUCACAGUUGUACAAGCACAAUCAGUGAAAGAAAUCCGAGAACAGUGAACCGAAGUGACAUUUCUACUUCCGAAAGGAAUUUGCACUAGAAUUUGGGUACAGCGAAAUUUCAAAGGAAAAUCCCGCGUCCACGCGUGUCCGCUGGCGGAAAACCGAAAAGAAAAAUCGACUGAGGAGUGAAGUGUCAGUAUCAGUCGGCUGCCGGCUACCGUGCUUGAAAAAGGGGGUGUGCGCAAUAAAAAAACGAAAAUAUUCGCAAGCUGCUGAAAGAGUGGUAAAGUAAGGAGUAAAGUGGUUUCAUGAGAUAAAUCACUGCUGGCUUGGGUGUGAUUGAUCUUCGCAGAGAAUUGCCCUGGUAAUCGGAAGAUUUCUUAGAUACUAGAUCUCCUCUUACUCAGUGCUUGAACCGGUGGAAAGCAUCAUCACAACGCAGAUCCUCGCCAGACGGCGUAGUGUAGGCGGAGCAGCCGGUUCACGUUCGGGGCUCAGUUCGCUACAGCCGCUUGAUGCACGCUGACACGUGAAAAACGUAUUGUGGGGUCGUGAAAUUCCGCCUGCGCGCGGGUCCCUCACACCAUCCCCCGUUCCACUAGAUUCGAAUUUGCGGACCCUGGCAGGGACGACCAUUGCCAGGGUGGUGCAGCUGCCGCGGACCAGGACGACGACCUUUCGCAACUGUGCAUCUCGACGAUGACGACCUCGUGGUCCUCGCCCAAGUGUAAGGUCUGCACCUUGGUCAUCUUCCUGCUGGUGUUGAUAGUGACGUUGAUAGUGAGUUUCAUGCGCCAUGGAAACGCCAGUCCCCAGCCGCAACCAGCUCCCCCUACGAGAAUGGAUGCGGCGACGACGGCGAGCGGUGAUAGUGAAAGUGGAAGUGAUGCAAUUAGUGUUAUGGGUAGGAAAAGUGGAAUCUCGCCGCAGCAAGGAGUUACGGUGCCGGGACUAAUGCCGGAUGGACCCGGUGGUGCAGGUGGAGUGUUUAACGGCAGCAGCAUAUCAGAUGAUUCGUCCAUUCUGCGAAGGCCGCUGGACGGCAGCAGUGACGGCAGCUGGACGCCUUUCAGUACCGCCGACGGUAAUGGAACGGUGACGGCGUCGGAUUUCAACGAAGAGAUCCCCCGGUUACACGAUCCAACGAAAUCGGACGUGGAGUAUAUCCAACCCACCAAGAUACUGACGCAGCUGCACGAUAAUGACCUGCUGUAUGAUUCCAAGACAAUGAGAUCUGAUUCCACCGGAGCGCACCUCGCACCCAAGUUUCACCGGACUGGGCUGUACCGUAAUCGGUCCUCGCGCAUAUGGGAUCCCCACCCGGAGUACGAAAUAAACGCAUUCGGGGUUAAGAUGCACAUCACGCUGCGACAAGAUAGCAGCUUUAUACCUAAGGACCUGAAGGUGACGCACAUCAUCUCAUCUAAUGAAACCCUGCAGCGGCCCAAAGACCAUCUGGAAAACGAAGCCCUACAGCGGUGCUACUACAAAGGGCAGGUAGUUGGCGACGAGAAAUCGGCCGUCACCGUUUCGCUCUGCGAAGGGAUGAGUGGACACAUUCACACCUCGUGGGGAUCGUUCCUGAUCAGACCGGUGCAAAAGUACUCGAACGAGGAUACCAACAUUUUGCACGAGCUUUCGCGGGAACGGAAAGCAGAGGAGAACGCCGUUGGUGGUCCGGAGCGGCUCGAUCCGACGGCACAGGGCGACGGCAGUAACUGUGCCGUCGACACCAAACAGGAAGAACACGAUUCGCAUGUGGAAAGCAUUGAACUAGCGGACGAUGCACAUCACGGCCGGAGGAGUAGAAGAAGCACGGCGCACAUAGCGAACAACGAGUACACCAUUGAAGUAUUGUUGGCGGUGGAUAGAAAGAUGCAAGAAUACCACAAGGAUACGCUUAAGUCGUACGUGCUGACGCUGAUGUCGAUCGUUUCCAGCAUUUACGCCGAUGCCAGCAUAGGAAAUUCAAUUAAGAUAGCAGUGGUGCAUAUUCUGUACCUCCACAAGGAUUUGGUCCCGCACAGUACGCUGGACAUAAACGGCAGCAAAGGCGUAUCGGCAUCGGAAAUGCUGCAAGCGUUUUGCCAAUCGAAACUAAAAUCGGACUUCCACCACGAUACGGCAUUUCUUCUGACCAGGGAGCAAAUCUGCCGAAACCAGAUGAAGUGCGACACCCUGGGGCUGGCCGAGCUGGGAACUAUGUGCAAACGAUCCUCGUGUGCGAUCGUGCAGGACAACGGUCUGUCGGCGGCGUUCACGAUCGCACACGAACUUGGACAUGUAUUAAGCAUGCCGCAUGAUGAUGACGCUCGGUGUGCUCCUUACAGAAAUGAAGCCAGUGGAAAACAGAACAUAAUGUCCCGAAUGCUGGACCAGAACACCCAUCCUUGGUCAUGGUCCAAAUGCUCCCGUCAUUUUGUCACCGAGUACCUAGAACAAAACCGCGGCGACUGUAUGUUGAGCAAACCGCAAACGGACCUUAUCGAACCGUCAUCAUCGCACACGAAGCUAGCCGGCGAAAAGUUCACCAACAAUCAACAGUGCGAGCUUGUAUUCGGGAAUGGCUCACGCAUUUGCUCGUACAUGCCGGUUUGCGAACGGCUUUGGUGUAACAAUGGGGACGAACUGCUGGGUUGCCGGACUCAACACAUGCCUUGGGCGGACGGCACGAGCUGCGGCGAGAACCAGUGGUGCCAGAAGGGACAAUGCGUAUACGUGAACCGGGAGGCACUACAGCCGCAGGACGGUGUUUGGGGCCAGUGGAGUGCGUUUAGCGAAUGUAGCCGCAGCUGUGGUGGUGGAGUGCAAACUUCGACGCGGAGUUGUGACUCCCCUCCACCAGCGAACGGCGGCAAGUACUGCACCGGUAUGCGAAUGCAAUACAGAUCGUGCAAUACGCAGGAUUGUCCGGAAGGCACGUUGGACUUCCGGGAAGAACAGUGCCACGAACUGGAUGGUAAAAACUUCGAGAUCCCUGGGCUUGAGAAAAAUGUCAUAUGGAUCCCGAAAUACGGAGUCAAGGCCGAAGAUCAGUGCAAGCUGUUCUGUCGGGUAAAGCAUUCGAACAAUUACUUCUUGUUGCGAGACAAGGUAAAGGACGGUACGCCUUGCACGCAUCCUCACGAGUCGUACGACAUGUGUAUCAAUGGGCAUUGCAGACGAGCUGGUUGCGAUUACGUGUUCGACUCCGAUGCUACAAUGGAUAAAUGUGGAGUUUGCCGAGGGAACAACGAUACAUGCGACAAUGUUAGUGGGAAGUUCUCCUACUCCAAAAUGAACUACUCGAAUAAAAAACCUCAAAAAAUUGUGAGGAUACCUCGCGGAGCCACGAACAUUAUUAUUUUUCAACGCGGCUAUAAAGAUGACGGUAACUAUUUAGCGUUACGAGACGUAAACUACGAUUACAUUUUUAAUACACCGAAAACAACGGUUGGGCCCGGUUUCAAAAAACGACUUUUUGCUGGUGUCAUGCUGGAAUACAAUGGCCCAGAUGAAGAGAUAGAAACAAUACGAUCGGACUACGGACGACCCUUGAAGCAGGACCUAAUAGUCGAAUUGGUCUACUUUUCGAAAAUGAGACACGUCAGUGAGAACAUUGUCGAGUACAGCUUUACCAUUCCUAUCGAUAAGCCUAUAGUAAAGGCGUCCAAUACGCCUUUUUAUAUGCAUCCAAAUCCUAGCCAGAAUACUAUCGUUAAUUAUCAAUGGAAAAUGUCCGAAUGGAGCGAAUGUGACCAAGGAUGCUCAGGUAAGCGCCAUCGGAAGGCUGGAUGCUUUGAUAUUGAAACGGGCAAGGAAAGGGCAAUCUCUUUUUGUCGGAACAGUGCUAAGCCUUUCGAUGACUAUGAGCCUUGCAAUGUGGAGUGUAAGUUUGAAUGGCAGGCUUCCGGUUCUAAGUGCUCCAAUGCGUGCGGAGAAGGCAUCAUGAACGUCCAGUACCAAUGCGUCCAACGGUAUAUCAAAGCUAAACAAACCAAUGUCGUUGAUCAAACGUAUUGUGCAAACAUCCCUAGACCGAUCACUACAGAAAAAUGUCACGGCCCAUGUCCGGAAGCAACUUGGAUGUACAACGAUUGGCAACCGUGUUCGCAAACGUGUGGUGGCGGAGUGCAAUACCGUACCGCUAGCUGUCUCUCGUCUCCGGAAGGUUACCGGAUAAGCGACGAGUUCUGCUCCCAAGGAUUGCGUGAGGAACUGAAUCGGAGCUGCAAUACCAACAGCUGUCCUGAUUGGUUCACAGGAGAACUGACACCGUGCUCUGUAAGCUGCGGGGAAGGACAACAACGGUAUGCUAUCCACUGUGUACUAAACAAUGUUAGCGUUAAUGCUGCCCUGUGUGGCGCUCGGCCGGUUGCCGUUAUUAUCAACUGUACCAUGCCACCCUGCGAGAAGAAGCCCGAACCACCUCAGCAAGAGCACCCUGCCCACGCAUACUCGGGCGAAGAAACGAGGCUCAUGUCGCGGAUGCACGACAACGAUUACUAUCCGGCGUCGCACGGCGAUAUCAGUUACCAGAACAAUACGAUACAGUUACAACGAUACAAAUGGUGCACCGGCAGAUGGAGCAUAUGCAACGCGAAGUGCAACAGCACUGCCUACAAACGACGCAAGGUGCAAUGCUGCUACAAGAACAACGAGUCAUCGGUUGUCAAUGACCGACACUGCUCGGGCAUAGAGAAGCCGGUGGAGCACUACAUCUGCGGAGGCUUCCCUUGUCCAAAGUGGGAUCACGGCCAGUGGACCGAGUGCAAUGACGAUUGCAAGCGCUAUCGUAAAAUGCAAUGCAUAGACCAUCGUGGAAAUCCCAAUAACGAAUGCCCUUUGAACGAGAAACUGCCAGAAGUGGAAUCGUGUUGUGAAUUCAAAUGGAGGAUUGCUAACUGGAAGCCUUGUAAUGUGACGUGCGGUGGUGGCGACGGCUAUCGAGUCGGUGAACGUGUAUGUAUGCGUCUAUUCAAGAAGUCUAAAGAGAACCCGCGUCCGGUCAAAACCGGCCGUAAAGUCGAUGCCAAGCUAUGUGCCAACGCAAAGAUGCCAUCGGCAGAGAAGUUAGUUCGCAAAUGUAAACCUUGCCAGUUUCGGUGGGAGGUAUCUGAUUGGUCAAAGUGUUCGGUUGGCUGCGGAGCUGGAUUGGCGACGCGCAAUGUUACCUGUAGCAAUGGGCGAAACACUGCGAAUGUUUGCAAUUUCAAACACAAACCAAGCAAUGUGAAGCCUUGUGAAACGCACAGCUCCUGUAGCUGGAACACCGGACGAUGGAAUAGAUGCAAGUGCGAUGGAUUCCAACGACGAAAUGUUAAGUGUUACGAUGAACUGACGAAAACAGAAUCGAAUCGCUGUCCUCAGCCACGACCUAGCAGUAAACGAAAGUGUCACCCAGCACCGGACUGUAGACCAAAGUACAGUAAACUGGUAAGUUACUCCUGUCACGACAUCCAGCGAAACCGACGAACGCGGCUUGAUGGAGAGUACACUUUAACCGUCAAAGGGCAAUCGGUAAGCAUCUACUGCCACAACAUGUCAUCGAUUGCGCCGACCGAAUAUCUCACGUUACAAUCAGGACUUGUCGAAAACUAUGCCAUCUACAACAAUAAACGAGCGGAGAUAGCCGGAGUCUGUCGACCGUCCUCUGCGGAUCGAGUGGACGACAGCAUAGACUACGGCGCAACACACUAUCGCAAAAUUCGGCUAAAUAUUCACACCCUGCAGGUGAUAGUAGACGACACCCGGUUUACGGACCGAUCCGGGAAACCCCAGGCAUUCGGAUCAGCUGGGGAUUGCUACAGCAAUACCGGAACGUGUCCUCAAGGAGAUUUUUCAAUUAAUUUGGAAAACACUCCCUUCCGGAUACGACCUCGCACCCAGUGGGAAACCAAAGGGGUCAAUGCGGUGCUAAAUUUCCUUAUACGGCUGGAAGCGCCGUACAAAAAAGUUCGAGCACGUUGCGGCGGAUAUUGCGGCACCUGUUCAGUGUCCCGAAGCACAGGCCUGUUCCUAGAGUUGGUGUAGAAGUCUUCUGGCAAUUUUCCUACUCUCACAUAUUGAUAGGGCUGAGCUAGGCCGCUCCGGAGCGGUUGAUACAUUGCAAAUAAGACAUCAAUGCCGUAGACCUUCGUCUCUUUUUUCAAAGUAUUUAGAUUUUAUUUUUUUCCUGCAUGUAUACGAUUCACGUGUGAGUGAUUAGGUUUUCUUUUUCCUUAUUUUACUAAUUUUAGCCAAUUCGAUAUCCCUCCCCUCGGAUAUGUGAUCUUGAUGCGAUGGGCCAUUAGCACUGAGAUGGCAACCAAAGACAUAUCCUGUCGUGGUGGUAUCACAUGUUGACUAUUUUGGUUUAGUGCCGCGUCACAUAUCUGGCAUCGACGCACUGAUUUUACGCAUGUGAUCCAACGGACAUCGUGUCUUGGAGCCUUGAAUGAUAGUGCAGUCAGGCAGAGACCUGUUUCAUCAGUGAUAAUGAUGUGAGUUCUCUUCUUUUCGGCAAUACUUUUCUGAUGCGUUCCCUGUGACGCCGAGUCGUAGCCACGCUUACAUUUAGCUAGCUAGGCAUUUAUUGAAAAACAAUGUAUUCAAGACAUUCGUAGAGAAUCGACUGCUGGAGUUUCGUUUUUUUUUUCAAAACUGUAGAAGUUGAAGAAGCUGUAGGCGUUUUUUUUUUCAAAGCUAGGAACGUGGUGCCAGUUUUAUUUUGUUAUGCCUCACUUCGAAGAGCAAUAAUAAAAAAAUACCACACAUUAUAAUGAUGGUAUAUGAACAAUCUUAAGACCGCCUUAUUCUCGAUAAUGUUUACUAAUAGCUAGGGAAUAGGCGUGAUGAAGCUUUUGCCACCGAGAAGUGAAUCCUAAAGCCGACCUUGAUUAGAACUUAAUAGAUAAUCACCGUAAUUAAACAACGAUAAAGCUACUUGUUAGAGCAGUACAAAGUUAUAGGCAACCUUGACAAAAAAUGAUAAUAGCAUAAACUAAACUCUUUAACAGUUUCCACUUUUACAUGAUAUAGCUUACAUUGAGUUUGUUGUAGAACUUUUUGUUGGGAGAGUUAUUCUCCGAUCACGAUUUAUAACAUUGGGGUCGCUUUUAAGACGGUUUGUUGUUGGUUAAUAAUGGCCUUUGGAUUAGUUAAAACAAUGGGUUGAUCCAUUGAAAAAAUAUUUCAAAAAAUCGAUGAAUUGGUUUCAUUGCUUAACCCAAAGAAUUGAAAAAAAAUUCUCCUCAACAGGUCCUAUACUUCACCGGGUACAAUAUGAAUCAGUGAUUCAAUCAUUCAGCAUCUAUAAUUUAAAUUAUUAUUCCAGUUUUUUUUAACUACCCGAACAGCAAACUUACUACUUACUAAAUACUACUUACCAAGUUGCGAUGCCUAAUCACAUACCUUAUUAGGUGCGGUGCUUUAUGCAAAGCGUGAAUUGUGAAUUUAUGCGGGAGACUUUGCUUAAAAAUGAUAGUUAAUUGCCCAUCAUCAGUACCUAAACGAGGUAUUCAGUAGGAUUAACCAAAAAACUCAAUGAGACAUAAUGAUUCUUACAUUAUAAAAGCGGGGGUCAGCGGCAAAGACUUCGUAGUUAAGCAAUCUGUGGUUUUAGAGCUUUGCGACAAUAUACCAAUAUGGCGACAAUAUGCGACAAUUCACCAAUAUAUAUGUGGGCUUCGUGGCUUUGCGGUUAGCGACCUCAGUCGUAUAGACGUAUGUGCUAUGGAGUGUGGGUUCGAUCCCUGCCCCGGUGAGUGGAAAACUUUUCAUGAUACGAAAAACUCUUUACUGGUCCAUUGGGUGUUGUGUCCUGUCCGUUGACUCUUGACUGUCUUAAUAUAAUGUAUAGGUUGACAAUAAUAAAUGUGAUAAUGCAAAGAUUUUUUUUUAGCUACCAUACAAACUGUAUAAACUGUAUCUGUAUAAAAAAUCUCAUUUAGUUCAAACAAAGUUUUUUGUCACUUACAAUCCUUCGCUUGUAACCCUCUCAACUAUCAAAAUAUUUCCUUAGAAUUUCACAAUUUUAGUACUAACGAAUUUAGUUUUCACAAUGCUUUUCGUAUAAAAAUUUGGUACUCGCAGAAUGUGCUUGAGUAAUUAUUUUUGGAAUUUUACCUCUAAUGCAGAAAUUGUUUAACUUAGGGUAGAAUGCAGUUAUUGCUUGCUUGCAUGGGUAAGUUGGGUAAGAUGGAAUCUGUGUGGGUACUCCAUGAUACAAAACUAUCCAGACAAAAUAAUAUCCUAAACAUAUGGUCUAAAGCAUUGAUGUUCUUAUUUUCUACAUGUAGGAUGUAGUGCAUUUGCAUUUCAAUGUUAUACAUAAACCGAUUAUCUGAGCUGCCACUUGACAAUUAACAAUUAAAGUAGGAAGUGCCACAACUAGUUACAUGUACACAAAUUUAGCUUAUCUUAAUGACAAGGUAUUUAAUUAAACUAAGAAUAAUUCCGAUGUUAACGAUUUUAAAAUAGUUUUUCGGAAUUCAAAAGAUUUUGGAAAAGAUUUUGUACUAUAUGAACCGGGCGCCAUUAGCGCGUGUGGUCAUGAUCAAAAGAUAUUUUAGUUCCAAGAUAAAGAUUAUCGUUGUCGUAACUGUCCGGAACAUCUUUUGCUGGCGAGAAUAGGGUGCUAAAUGUCAAUGAAGGAAAAAUCCAUACAAUUUGACAGUUCUGUACCCAACACGUUUCGGACAGUCGUAUAUAGGGAACCGUAGCGACAAUCUUUAUUUUGUAACUAAAACAUCUAUUCAUGAUCCCAAAGGACCGAGCGGAAACAAACAAAACAUGCAGAGAUGCCAGCCGAAUAGCAACUAAAGACUGACAGAGAAAGGAAAAAAAGGAAGAAAGUAUGACAAGUAUUUUGUUGCUGAGGCGACAGCAAACACUAACAGUAUGAGUGACACGCAAUAUCUCUAAUGCUCGGUCCCCGAUCUGACUGUCUCUUUGUUCUGUUUUAUCGAGCAAACUGAAACAGUGCGGCUGCCUUUGAUAUUAUUAUAAACGUAGGAACCAAGUCUCAACUAAUCACCAACUAUUCAGUGUGCUUCAUUAUAUAAAGAUAACGAACGCUUGCGAUAUUACGUAACAGAUUAAAUGUGUGCCUCAGACAACGAAACAAUGAUUUUAACAAUUACUGCGAUUUGCGAAUUAAACACAAAAGUACAAAUUUUCGGACACAGACGCCAAUAGCGCCAAAAAAAAUACUCACUCAAUGCUGUUAAAAACAAACCAAUCAAAUAAGUAUUACUGAAUCGACAGUUUUUAGGUUAAUGUAGACAAAUUUUAAACGUGUUCCAAAAAGAAUAAACGAUCGAAGGAGAUUCUCCGUCUAAAGCGAGCUAUUUUGUUUAGAAACAAACCGGCACAACCAACAGUUCAAACGUCUCGUUCGUCAUCCCUUUUCGUCAGAUAACAUUUAUUAUUUUUCCAAAUGGAAAAACGCAAGCUUUCAAGAAGGAGCUUGAAAUGUAGAGAAUAAGAGCAACCACACCCUGCCACCUCGUCAACGUUGAAUUGGAAAUCAGAUACGAAACUGCCAUAACCUUAGAUGUAGUAACCAAAUGUCUAAUUUAGUACUUUCCAUUGUCCUAUCAAGCAUUUCUCGUUUGGAUGAAGUGCCUUUAUUUCGAUGUAUAGUAGAACCACCGUUUUUAUUAUUUCUGAUGCAACCAUUUAAUAUUAAAUGUAGUAGAAUAACAAUAUUUAGUUUGAGUAAAAGCUACAUAGAAAGUAUUAUUCUACACAAGGGCCUGUUCACAAAUUACGUAUCGCUGUAGGGACAAAGCAAGUGAUCAGUCAGAGCGUUACGGUUUUUCCAUAUCAAAAUUGUUAGUAGGUAAGGUAGAGAAGCGUUAUGUAAUUUUUGAACAGACCUUAAAUAUCUCGCGCAUUCGCAUACCAAUUUAUUGGUACUGUAUCACAAGCACAAACAUCAAAGUCCAUACUCUGAGGUUUAGCCUUCAGCAACUCGAAAUCUAUGUUUUCCCAAAUCAACAAGUACGCUUACUCGUAGAAAUCCGUUGAAAAUAAAGAGUAAAUAAAAAUUCGACCAAAAUUGAACCCUUUGGAUGGAUCACGAACAAAACAAAUGGUUUCAUGGAAGAUGUUGAUAAAGAGCAGAAUAAAAUUAUUAGUUGAAGCUACAAAUUAUUUAUUUAUCGAUUUUUUUUGUAUUCUUUCGAAAUAGAAAAACAAACCCUUAUAAUGUAUAAGAAGAAUUUGUACCAAUAGAGGUGCUUUAAUUAUAAUCACGUGUUAUCUAAUCAGUUCUCAGCCAUAUGAUAGCAAGAAACAAGAACAACAAGGAAACAGCUUGUCGCCAGUCGAAAACGUACAUUGUGUUGCAAAAGAGAAGAUCUAAUUGUGUAACACCCUAACUUAAUUACUCAGUCCUCCAACCAAGUGAGCUGAUCUUUUGUAGAUAACUAGAUUUAUGCGGACAUUUACCAUGAUAGUGACCAAGUAAUUUGGUUGGAAUGCGGCUGAGUAUUAAACUUUGCCCAAAUAAAACGCCUAACUACAAACGAAGCAAAAUAGAAAAGGUAAUAUUUUUCUUGUAAUAAAAUCUAUCGUUUUGAAA
Molecule: messenger RNA, 11325 nt
Organism: Armigeres subalbatus
Lineage: Eukaryota; Metazoa; Arthropoda; Insecta; Diptera; Culicidae
Gene: AdamTS-A
Product: A disintegrin and metalloproteinase with thrombospondin motifs 1
Exons: 23
Coding region: 1479-6791 (1770 amino acids)
Biological process (GO): extracellular matrix organization; proteolysis
Cellular component (GO): extracellular matrix
Molecular function (GO): metalloendopeptidase activity; zinc ion binding
Source: RefSeq, a predicted model, not a curated record